Mizuhopecten yessoensis (Yesso scallop) is the source of this 6608-nucleotide messenger RNA. Its product is annotated as zinc finger protein 836-like. The transcript has 3 exons. The coding region runs from base 309 to 4481 and encodes 1390 amino acids. The record is from RefSeq and is a predicted model, not a curated record. NCBI's taxonomy places the organism in Eukaryota, Metazoa, Mollusca, Bivalvia, Pectinida, Pectinidae.
AUAUCCGGUAUUGUUUUGGCGAUGAAGAAUCGGACAGAGAAUGAGUAAACAUCAUCUUUCAGAAGAUUUCACCUCGUCCAAGCCCAAUAUGAAACAGUCGAUAUGUCAUGGUAAUUGAUUAUAUUCAGCUUAAUAACACAGGAACCAGCCAUGUGAAUACUCGGACAAAGAAUACAGAAACACAAGUGGAGAUCAGGUUCUGAAAUCCAUGUAACAUAUCAUGAUUCUGAUGAGGUCAACGCGCCAAGAAACUUUUCAAGAGACUGACAACAAGGGAUUUGUAAAACAUCAGUUAAAUACCUAACAAGAUGGAAUGUGCAGGUGGCGCUGACAUAGAUAUCACUAAAGUACAUAGUGAUUCUCUGAGAUUUCUAGUACAAGAACACCAUAGGCUUCGUGGACUAUCUAAAUCACCAUUAUCCAAUGAAAAAGAUUUCGGUAAAAUUGGCAUGGCAGAAAGUUUUACUAACAGAAGAAGUAGUUCACCAAUUGGCCCUGGAUUUGAAUCCGAUCAAUUUAAAAAUGAUGUAAUGUUUAGCAGUGCAUCAAUGUCAGAGGUAUCAACAGGAGGCUGUUCCACGUCUAGUAAUAACGCAACUAAAUCUCUAAUCGACUCAGGUGAUAACAUAGUGUUUUCCGAUAGAUUUGGACAGAGUUCUUCGACUGAUCUCUCUGUGACAGACAUUAAAAAGGAGCAUGUUUCUGAGGAUGAAGAAGGCGUAGACACAUGCUUUCAAACAAAUUCACAGACAGUUUUUCCAGGAAUGAUGACAUCAACUGUUCAAAAUACAAGAGAGCUAGGUAUAUGUUCUGCACAAUCUGAAAGUUCCCAAGACAACGUGGCUUUCGUGAUCAAACAGGAACCACUGACAGACGAUGACGAUGGAAAUAACAAUGGUGUAGGUACUGAGGUGUUCGAAGAAUACUUAUUAAAAAGCAAUGAAAUGGAUGACAACACCACUGCUUCUGGAACUCACCAAAACGAGGAAAAUUUGAAGAAACGGAAAACGACAGAGGUUGAAAUUGACUCAACAAGCAAAAGAGCAAAGAGAAAUGCAACAGGUAAAACGUAUAAGAAAUUUGGUAAUGAAUUCCAUAUGGACAAGGUCGAUGAUCUUGAUGAAGACAAAUACCAGAAUGAAACUGAAGAGACUAAAGGAAACUCUGACGAGGAAUACUCACCGAGUGUUAACAUUGGUCACAAGGCAAAGAACAAGGAGACAGGAAAGACAGAAAUGGACGGGAAAGUGCCAUCAAAUACACUGUUCUUUUUUGAGAAUCUUGUAGGGAAUACUUUAAACAUAAAGGGAACAUCCAAAAAUCUCCAAGUGAAGAUUUUCAAAUGUCCAGAAUGCAACGAUAUUUUUACGUAUGAAAGUGUGUUUAAAAAGCAUAUGAAAAAACACAAUGGCGAUAUGCCGUUCAAAUGUAAACACUGUAACCUUGGGUUCAUGACCCAGUUCAGCCAUGACCUCCAUAGUCGAGUACACUCCCCUGACAAAAGCUACACGUGCGGUAUUUGUGGAGAGAAAAUAAAAUUAAAGAAGGAUCUUAAAGAACACAAUGCAAAUCACACAAAGGAGGCCCAAGAAGUCUCUUCUAAUCAGCGGACUAAAACUGAACAGACACCAAUUGCUGCAUCAGGAGAAAAUGAAAGUUUGUCUGAUGUAGGUUUGUCACCAUUCGGUUGCAGCAUGUGUGUCUUUGUGGCAAAAGAUUUCGCCGAAAUUGGAAACCAUGUGAUGGAGUCACAUUUUGUUGACAAGCGUUGUUUUUGUGAUAUAUGUAGCAGACGGUUUGCUAACACUGAUGAUCUGAAACUUCACAAGAGUCUACAUGACGAUCAGUGUGAAGAAAUCAGUUGUGGUAUAUGUGAAGAAAUUGUGGACAGUAAAGAAGACCUGAUGAAGCAUUUAGACAUUCACCCCGAGGCUAAACCAUACAAGUGUUGUCAUUGUGGUGACAAAUUCAUUGUAUUACCACAGUUACAAAAUCAUAUGCAAACCCAUUCGUUCACUAAACGCUAUAACUGUCCCUACUGCUUCAAACAGUUUUUCCAUGAGAACACGCUUGAAAGCCAUCUUCGAGUACAUACUGGUGAGAUUUCAUACAUUUGUCCUGUUUGUGAUAAGGGUUUCAGAGCAAGUGACCGACUACGGAGACACAUGAAAGAACAUCCAGUGCCGUACAGUUUAUACAGUAAUUACAAAAAAGAAAUAAUUGAUCACAAUAUUGACGUCAGUAAUUCACACAAAGGCGAAUUACAAAACAAAGACGAGUUUGUUGAAGAGGACAGAACUGACUUUCAAAAAGGAGGUACGGAUACUUUGGAAUCUGGAACCCAAGAGUGGAAAGGAGAACCUGGCUGUUAUGUCGAUGCUUCUGGUUCGGACUCGGGGAAAUCAAGUGAUGCAGACACUAUCAAACAGGAACCCAAUGAUAUUGAAGAAGAGGAAAAUCGAAGUGAUAUGACAGAUUUUAGUUGUAUGGACAAUUUAUAUAGACCAAGCGAGGAAACUGUCGACAGCUCGUCUGGUUCUGCUAUUUUCGAGAAACUAAGAAGGCAAAGGAGCUUAGUUGGAUCACAACUGCCACCGAGUGGACACAUCAAUUCUGGAACGCCUUUUUGCAUUUCUGUUAAAAAACUUACUAAGGUUGCAGUAACUGACAAAUCUGAUAAUACAUACACGGAUGCGAAAGACAUAAAUACAAACCAGCAGUUUGCGGAGAUGGAAGACACGAUGAAGCUGCAGAUGAAUAUUCACCAAUGUAAUGUCUGUGGCGCCAUGUUUGCAUAUAACAAUAUGCUGAAGAGGCACAUGAUGAAACAUACAGGGAAAGAACCAUACAAGUGUGAACUUUGUGGGCAUGGUUGCAUGUCUUCAUCAGCCUUGAAGGCUCACAGCUUGGUACACUCUGGUGAAAGACCCUACAGCUGUGACAAGUGCCCAAAGGCAUUUCGACAGAAGAGUAGUCUCAAGUCCCAUUUACUCACCCACAAAGAAACAUUUGGGAGCAGGCGGUGUAAGCUGCCUUUUAAGGAUGCACCCUUGCUGCAGCAGCACAGGCAAAACUCAUGCGAGAUAAGUGCAUUCGGUUGCAGUAUAUGUAAUAUGACUUUUAAAGAUAUAACCAGCGUCUUUUCUCAUGUUAACUUUCUUCAUUUCAAGAGACAGAUACAUGUCUGUGAUGUUUGCUGCCAACGUUUUGAUUCCUUGUUGAGCUUACAAGAACACCAGGCUGCACAUAUUGGCUCUCAGAAAUACACUUGUGGAAUAUGUGGUAAUAAUUGUACUGAUAAAGAUGAACUUAAUACACACUUACACGAUCAUCCCAGCGCCAAGCCAUUUAAGUGUCAAGUUUGUUGUGAAAAAUACAGUUCAGUUACCCAGUUUACUAUUCAUAUGGAAUCUCAUUUAACAGACAAAAGCGAGCAGGACACUGCAAAUGACAAAAACGCUCGACUCUCGCCAGAAGCGAAUAAACAGUCAGAAUCAAAUUCUAUGGAUGAAUCGGGAAAACGAUUUCCAUGCAAAUAUUGUGAUCUGAUAUUUUCUACCGCUGCACAGAGAUGGGCACAUUCAGCUGUGCAUGACAAAGCACGACCAUACAGCUGUUCAGUAUGUGGAAAGAAAUACAUCAACAAGGGAAGCAUGGCUACACACGAGAAAAGUCACGAAAAAGGCAAAGGGAAAAAAAUCAGCGGUGGAUGUAGCGGCGAAACACUUGGGAGAAUGAAAAACCUAGUAGAACAAAACAUUUCGAAACAAAGUGACUUUGAUAAUCAGAUACAGAACGAAAUCAAAGGUAAAACGAAAUUGUCGAGGUUAUCUAAAUCGAAAAAACAAAAGACAGAGGAAGAUUCGAAGGAAUUUUCUGAUGCAUCACAAAGAAAUGAUGAACUGUUUGGUUUUAAAGAAGAGUCGGACGGAAUCGGCUGUGAAACGGUAGUAUCGGACACAUUAAAAGAAAGCGAUGUGUGUGAGAGUUCAGCACACGACGACUGCAACAAUGAAUAUAGGUUUAUCAAAACAGAACCUAUUUCAACUGGAUACUGUGACACAGAAACAGCCUAUGGCGAAGGUAACUUGCCAUUUCAAGCUCAUGGAAGUUCUUUUGACGAAGGCUUGCACGCAAACCAAAACAUGUCCUCAACCGCUGAUACAUCAUAUGUAUAUCAAAUGGAAAUUAAAACUGAACAGGAUAUGGAUAACUGUGAUGAUGCACACCGAACAUAUACGUGCAAUACAUGUGAUGAAUCUUAUAUGAAUCAAAGGAAUCUAGCAAAUCACGAAAAAAGUCAUUGUACGGAUGUUUCUGAGCAUGUAGAGUUGAUAUGUACAGAAUGCGGAGCCGAGUUUUGGAAGAAAUCGGACCUUCAGAAACACAUACGUAAACAUCACAAUGAGACAAGCAGACCGUCGUUCAAGUCCAAACUGAAGAAAGUUAAAAUGAGAGAGAGCGUUUUUCAAAAUGCAUAAUAAUAUAUCCAAAUAUCAAACUACAUUGUAUACAGUAAAACAUGUUUAUGUUUGGACUUGGUAAGUGUUGGACGCAUCAUAUUUGAAAAAGAAAAACUCCAUUUGAAAAUCACAUUGUGACGAUAAUCGUGAGUAGUCAGUUAUUAUCAACAAGACCACUGACAGAGGCUUUAGUCACCCGAAGUUCCAAACUCAUGUUGAGUCAUAUUAAAAGACCCUAAUUUAUAGUCGGAACUUAUAUAUGUAAUUAAAAUAUAUGAAAUUUGUACAUUGUAGCUAUUGAAAUUUUCCAUGGCGAGGUUUACAUGAUAAGACGUUAAUGCUUACGUUUCAAUAAAAAAAGGAUACCUGACUUUUUGAUUCAAUCUCUUUUGCGAUCAACUAAAUGCAACAAAAUGACACUUUAUCUAAAGUUAAUGUUUUUACCUAGGUGUGUCUUAUAAGCUGUGGAGAGGCAUGCCGACCUCAAAACAAGAUGAGAAAGCACAAAAAUGAUAGUAACAUACAUGGCCGAGUAACACAUUUUACCGAUAUCUAUUUAAAAACAAGGGCCUUGUGACCGUAAUUGAUAAAUAUCAACUUUAUAUAAAGUGUGGUUUUGUAAUACUAUAUGUUGUUAUAAAAAGGUAGAAAUGUUAUAAAAGUUAUAGCAAUUUUCAGUUUCAGUGUUUAUAAUGUGUCUUGGGAAUUCGUAGUAUCACCCAAUGUUUUGAAAUGCAUAUAUGUAGCACAUCCUCUAAAAUUUCAUUUAUCGCUUUACAAAGGUUUUAAAAUGAUUGCACCAUUUUGUCAUUUACUUAAGGCACAAAUUCCAUGUGAUCGUUAAGACCCUCUUGUUUCUGUAGAUUGAUUAUGACGUUUCAUUCACAAAAUUCAAAAAAAAAAAAUCUGCUUUAUUUAGUAUGAAUUUUAUAAGGAGAUGAACAUCUUUUUCUCAUCUUGAAAAUUCUGAAAGUAUUGCCGUAUUUAUGAACAUAUAAUACAAGCCGGUCACAAAAUCCGCCAAUAAAAGACAAGGCAAAUAAAGGCUACAGGUGCUGUAAAAAAACAACCGGCCUCAGUUGCUCAAUGGCCGGCCAUAGUUAACCAGUGGUUAGGGAAAAUUUUAAAAUAUGAAUACAAGAAAAUCAAGAAUAUCUUACAUAUUUUCACUUCUAUAGAUCAGAUUGAUUUGUUUGGAAGAUUUAUCUUGCUUUGCACACACAUGAUUCAUGUUGACAACAGUUUGAAUGUAUCACUUACCACUGGCUAAAAGUUAAUCAACCUUUGAAUAACUGGAGCAAGAUGUUUAUACUUUGGGCACGAAUUAGUGAAACACAUUUGAAAUAAUAUAUAAUAUAUUCGUCAAAUUCAAUGCGGAAAGGAUGAAAUUAAUUCUGUUAUAAAUAUUUUUUCUAUAGAAAUGUUCUUUUUAAAUUUUUAAAUUUUUAAAUUUUCAUUGGAUUAUUUUUAUAGUGCACGCACGAGGAGACUUUGAAACACGGCCACUAAAAUCUGUGAUAUUUCUAAAAAACAAAAAUAUUUUUUUUAAAACCACAUUUAUGAUAAUACUUUAAAUGAUUUUCAGGUUGCUUGCCCGAAGACACUGGUAUCUAUUAAGUGUUGUCAAUAAAUGACAUUGAAUCACCCAAGUUGCAUGAGUACAUGUAUCACGAUAUUUAACUCAUGUAUUGUCGCCUUGCUCGCUAUCGACUUAAUAUCAAAUUUAUAUUGACCUAAUUUGAAGAUCACAUAUGUGAGAUAUAAGCAAGAAGCAUUAAAAUUGUAUAAGCGACACAGACUUGACGUGUCUCUUGUUUUCUGGCCAUUUGAGUUCAUUCAAGGAACAUGUUUUCCAUGAUUAUUAUUUCCAAAUAACUUUUUAUUACAAAUUUGAAUUUUCAAUUGUCGUCCCCCGUUAAGAAACGGUGGAGAGCGGAGGAUCGCACACGUACCACGACCACGUACAUUUUGGAGCAGGUUUCGUUUGUUUUAGUUCAAUAAUAUAGCUAACGUUAAUUGAUCUUUUCAAAAUAUAAGUUAAUUGAAAUCAUCAUUAUAUUUUUGCCCGGUAGAUUUCUUGUUUAUUUUGACCAACGUUGAAUUCGCCCGCUCUUGAAAGGGUUAAACGUGCAAAACAAUAUAGGA